This is a messenger RNA of Vigna radiata var. radiata (mung bean), 873 nucleotides long. RefSeq names its product protein ALP1-like. The transcript is spliced from 3 exons. The coding region runs from base 1 to 873 and encodes 290 amino acids. Lineage: Eukaryota; Viridiplantae; Streptophyta; Magnoliopsida; Fabales; Fabaceae. The record is from RefSeq and is a predicted model, not a curated record.
AUGGAAGAAGAAUUAGAUUUAUCAUCUUUGGAGCCUGAAGAUAUAGAUGAUGACGUGCUUGGCGUAGAUUUCAAUAUUAUAUCAAUUAUACGAAGACACUUAGAAAUAACCACUACUUUAGCUGCGGUAACAAUGUUAUGCAUUGUUGCACACGCGUUGAGUAUUUUGGAAAUGUACUGGAGUGAUUCCAGUAGUGAUUGUUUAGGGGCCAUAGACGGUACUCAUGUUCGUGUCAAGGUGCCAAGAUCUGAUGCUCCGAGAUUUCGAGGAAGAAAAGAUUGGCCAACUCAAAAUGUGUUCGCCGCGUGUGAUUUUGACAUGAAAUUCACAUACGUUCUUGCUGGGUGGGAAGGCACUGCAUCGGAUUCAAGAAUUUUAAAAAAUGCUCUUGAUCGAGAUGAUCCGUUGGUUAUACCGCAAGGAAAAUACUACCUCGGUGAUGCUGGAUUUAUGUUGAAAAGCACUGUUUUGACUCCAUAUAGAGGCGUCAGAUAUCACCUUAAGGAAUAUACACGCAGAGGACCACAAAAUGCACGCGAGUUGUUUAAUCAUCAACAUUCAUCCUUGAGAAAUGUUAUUGAAAGAACUUUUGGGGUGUUGAAAAAAAGAUUCCCUAUCAUUGCAAGUGGCAUUGAACCACACUACGAUUUGGAGACGAUGACAGAGAUUAUCUUAGCAUGUUGUAUCUUACACAACUUCCUUCCUAGUGUGGAUCAUGAUGACUCAUUACUUGAUGAAGUUGAUAAUGAGUUCAAUGAAAGAGAAGAGCAUAAUGUUUCAUCGUCUCAAGUUAGGGAAGAGGAUCAUAGGAUGGGUAGUAGUAUUAGGGAUGCCAUAGCGGAUCAUAUGUGGCGAGAUUAUCAGAACUCUUAG